Messenger RNA from Trichogramma pretiosum, 3087 nucleotides. RefSeq names its product eukaryotic initiation factor 4A-I (gene eIF4A). The record is from RefSeq and is a predicted model, not a curated record. NCBI's taxonomy places the organism in Eukaryota, Metazoa, Arthropoda, Insecta, Hymenoptera, Trichogrammatidae. The transcript has 4 exons. The coding region runs from base 84 to 1352 and encodes 422 amino acids. Gene Ontology annotation, molecular function: ATP binding; RNA helicase activity; translation initiation factor activity. Gene Ontology annotation, biological process: cytoplasmic translational initiation. Gene Ontology annotation, cellular component: cytoplasmic stress granule.
AGUAGCGCCGCCUGGCGAGAAGGCUUAGACUGAGUGACGCAAUCGUAAUAUCGUCCUUUUCGUCGCAAGACAGUGAGUGGAACAUGUCGUUUACAAGUGAACCGAGGAAUGAAGAACAGUGGGGUUCUGACAAGAAUGGCCCACGGGAGUCGGAGGCUCCGGCUUAUUCCGGACCACCUGGAAUGGAGCCUGAUGGCGUGAUCGAGUCCAAUUGGGACCAAGUUGUUGACAACUUUGAUGAUAUGAACCUUAAAGAGGAGCUCCUCCGUGGUAUCUAUGCUUAUGGUUUUGAGAAGCCAUCUGCAAUCCAACAGCGUGCCAUUCUUCCCUGUGUUAAAGGACAUGAUGUCAUUGCUCAGGCUCAGUCUGGUACUGGUAAAACCGCUACUUUCUCUAUUUCGAUCUUGCAGAAGAUCGAUACUAGCAUCCAGGAAUGCCAGGCUUUAAUCCUCGCCCCAACUCGUGAGUUGGCCCAGCAAAUCCAGAAGGUAGUCAUUGCUCUCGGUGACUUCAUGAGAGCCCAAUGCCAUGCCUGCAUUGGAGGAACUAACGUUCGUGAGGAUAUGCGUAAACUGGAUGCUGGAGUCCAUGUUGUUGUAGGUACACCUGGUCGUGUCAUUGACAUGAUCAGCCGCAAGGCUCUCCGUACGCACCACAUCAAGCUUUUUGUUCUUGAUGAAGCCGAUGAGAUGUUGUCUCGUGGUUUCAAGGAUCAGAUCUAUGAUGUUUUCAAGCAUCUACCUCAUGAAGUUCAGGUUAUCUUGCUUUCUGCUACCAUGCCUGCUGAUGUAUUGGAAGUAUCCAAGUGCUUCAUGCGUAACCCAAUUCGCAUUCUUGUCAAAAAUGAAGAACUCACCCUCGAGGGUAUUAAGCAAUUCUUUGUCUUCAUUGAACGUGAAGAUUGGAAACUUGAUACUCUCUGCGAUCUCUACGAGACACUCAGCAUCACCCAAGCUGUUAUUUUCUGCAACACCCGCAGGAAGGUAGAUUGGCUCACCGAAACCAUGGGAACACGGGAGUUCACCGUCUCUGCUAUGCACGGAGACAUGGAUCAACGUGAACGCGAUGUUAUCAUGCGUCAAUUCCGUACCGGUUCUUCCCGUGUGCUUAUUACCACUGAUCUUCUUGCUCGUGGUAUUGAUGUCCAACAAGUUUCACUUGUCAUCAACUAUGAUUUACCCUCAAACCGGGAAAAUUAUAUUCACAGGAUUGGACGUGGUGGACGUUUCGGUCGUAAGGGUGUUGCGAUCAACUUUGUAACAACAGAAGAUAAACGGCAAUUGGCCGAUAUCGAAAACUUCUAUAAUACUCGCAUCGAGGAGAUGCCAAUGAACGUUGCGGAUCUGAUUUAAGUCCUUCGCGGCUUCUCUUAAUUGAACUCUUGCGCUCUAUAAUAAAGAAUAUGAAAGUAAGUGCGUUAAAAGGAGUUCCCUGGCAAAUCUUCGUGGUUUGUGAAUACAUGAUUUAAAGUGCGGAUAGAAAGUUGAAAAUCUAUUAUAUCGAAAGUGUACAUUUCUGCGAAAUCAGUUUAUGAUUACUUGGAAAAGUGCUUUUUCUCUGCGUCCCAAGCUUCUCAAAGCUUGCUUCAACGCGCCAAUACAAAUAGGACCAACUUGGUUCUCUACUUUGACAACAACAACUGUCAAACAUAUAUUGUCUCAUAAGUUAUUUAGGGAUAGUUAAAUUACUGCUCUUUAUACUUGUAAUACAUAUAUAAAAUCUACAUCUACAACAGAUCAUAAUCGAUCAUUGUCUGCUUAGAUAAUCCGAUUUGAGUUUUAACUCUGAUUCUCAUCUCUGUUGAAUUCUUAGCUGUUUCUACAUCUUCAACGGUUAUCAAAAUAUUGCAUAGUUCAAUAUUCUAGAAAAAUUCAGAUACUAUUUUCAUUUUUUUCAUUUUUGUAAUAUAAUUACUUUUUCAAAACUUUAACAAAAACGAUUUCGCUCUUGUAAGAGUAGAUUCGAUUUUGUGAGUUUUGUUUUCAAAAUCUUAUUUAAUUUUUAUAUAUUCAUAGUUAGGAUAAGAAAUCAAGCACUAGUAAAAGAGGUAACUUGUGACUCGCACAUUAAAGGCGUUGUCACGCUUCAGCGUGCUUGCCUAGUUGAUAAGGGGUUGCAGAUAUUAUAUCUAAAAGAAAACUUUCUAUUCUUGCAACUCCAUCAACCAGGUUCCAGGCAGAACUGUAUGCUGCCCUUGAAUUUAGGCAAAUAAUUAACGAUAGUUAGACAUAAAUUAUAAUCAUGAAUUUUAAUAUUCGCGAGUUCAUCAGCACUGAGAAUAAGAUCUUGGUUUGGUGUCUAGUGAAUUUUAAUUUUUUUAUUAUUUCCUGGGUUCUUUCAAAAAUUGAUAUGAGUUCAUUAGUACUAUUAAAAAAAAAGUUUCAAAUUGAAAAAACACAUGAUAUUAAAAGAAAAGCACGAAUAAAAAGAAAAUUUGAAAUGUACACGAGUUUCGCUUCCAAAACAUUAGAACUUCAAAAAGCAUGUCUGACUGAAAUGUUAAAAUUUUUGAAUAUUGAAAAAAUCAGCUGUAAGUUGAUAUUAAUUUUUGAUUAUGUAAAAUAUUUAUUUAUAUUUUCUUCGGUUUUCUUAACCCUGGUUGUUCAUUUAUCACAACAAUACAAGAUUCAGACUUACCUGUACAAAAGAAUUAAAUUUAUUAAUUUUGAUAGACUUAAAGAUGUCAGCUUCAUGUGGACACACUGGUAUACAGUGAAUUAUUAUUUGCUGUUUAUUGUUUCUUUAGCUUUAAUUAGAUUUACUAAUGAAUUAAUUCAACAAUGCAGAAUUAGAAAUGAACUGCGGAAAUUAGGAUUUAAGUGCCGAAAAAUUGGUGUUAGUGAUAAUUACUCAUUUUUGACGUUUUUACUACCAAGACUGCGACUCGUUUGUUUAAGCAAAGGUUUGGUCGGCUAUUGGAAUGGUUAUUUUAAUCACAAGCGAUCGCGAAGGAAAUGUUUUUCAAAAAUCUUUUGACUAGUUAUACAAAUUUUGUAUAUUAUAUAUUCAGUAAGAUGAUUAAUUAUCAAUAAUUUACCUUUUAUUAUUUACUGUUAACAUGAUUUGAAAUAAAGUGUUUCUAAUAAA